UCAUCUCGUCCAUCAGAAGAAUACACAUCUUGUGACACGCGAGUAAUAAAGUACUGUAAGAAAUUACUGUAAGAUUUAUUGAAUAAAAUUGGUUUUUUAUAAAGUGACAAUUCUCGCGAAUCUUACAUACAAAAGUGCAGAAUUUAUUGCCACAAAAUUAGGCAUUAAUGAAGAUUAGCAUUUUAUACAUGGUUACUGGAGAAAGAAGAAAUCCGGUUUUCUGAAAAAUAUUUUAUACAUUCGCUAUGGUAUUUGCGGAAUUAAUCGGAGCUUUUAUCGUUGCCCUGAGCAUCCUGUAUAUUUAUUAUAAGUUUGUAAUAUUCAAUUUCUGGCGCAAGAGAGGUGUUUUUUACGUCGAACCCGUGGUACCGACAGGGAAUGUAACAGCUGUCGUAACAGGAAAAGUGCAAACAGGCGUAUUUUUGCACGAUGCUUACAUGAAAUAUAAGGAACAUCGCGCUUUUGGAAUGUAUAUAUUUUUUAAACCAAAUUUGAUAAUCGCUGAUCCUGAUCUUAUUCAAACGGUGCUAACAAAGGAAUUUGGAAGUUUCCAUGAUCGUGGAAUGUAUCACAACGAACAGGUCGAUCCAUUGUCCAACAAUUUGUUUUUUAUGCCUGGAAAAAAAUGGCGAAAUAUGCGUGUUAAGUUGACACCCACUUUUACUUCGGGAAAACUAAAGCAGAUUUUCCCUAUUCUGAAGGAGAUUGGCAAUGUAUUUGCAAAGCAAUUAGAGAGCAAAGCACAAAUGAAAGAUUCCGUCGAGAUGAAAGACAUGUUUAUAAGAUAUUCAAUAGACGUAAUCAUGUCAACGGCUUUUGGAAUCGAAUCUAAUUGUAUUAAGGAACCAAAUAACGAAUACAAAAUCCAAGGAAAAAAAAUGUUUGUAAUGAAUCCAAUUUGGAUUGCACUUUUUCUGUUUGCACCACAAAUAAUGGAUUUUUUUUCUAUCCCCCUCACACACCGACAUGUCACCAAAUUUUAUAUGAAUAUGUUCCGAAAGAGUGUGGAAUAUCGACAAGCUAAUAAAAUUGUCAGACACGACUUUAUGAAUUUGCUUAUACAACUCAUGGAGAGAGGCUACAUUGAUCCUGAUGAUAACAAGGAGACUACCAAUAUGUCACAAUGA
This is a messenger RNA of Wasmannia auropunctata (little fire ant), 1127 nucleotides long. Its product is annotated as cytochrome P450 6k1-like. The transcript has 5 exons. The coding region runs from base 246 to 1127 and encodes 293 amino acids. The record is from RefSeq and is a predicted model, not a curated record. Gene Ontology annotation, molecular function: heme binding; oxidoreductase activity, acting on paired donors, with incorporation or reduction of molecular oxygen; monooxygenase activity. NCBI's taxonomy places the organism in Eukaryota, Metazoa, Arthropoda, Insecta, Hymenoptera, Formicidae.